AUUUCACUUCGACAACGUGUGAAAGCUACACGCGUCGCAUUUCGAAAAAUGGGACUAAAUUCUUGGAAAUUAUAAAUUUUGAACUUUGAUACUAACUACUGAAAGGAUAUUUUUGGAACUAAUUCAAGAUGAUGACCAAAGUGAAAGCACAGGGGCUGGUCUCCGACCUGAUGCCCAACAUCAAGUUGAUGCAGGCAGCUGGACACUUCCUCUUCAAUUACCAUGCAGAAAAUGGUGGCAUGACCGGCCUCCUUCGUAAGAUCUACGCCAGUACCCACGCGAUUCUCAUCACGAUACACUUCGCGUGCUUGGGUAUCAACAUGGCCCAGUACUCUGACGAGGUCAACGAGCUGACUGCCAACACUAUCACCGUCCUCUUCUUCACUCAUACUAUCAUCAAGUUGGGGUUCUUCGCUUUGAACUCCAAGAGUUUUUACAGGACUUUAGCAGUAUGGAACCAGUCGAACAGCCACCCUCUGUUCACGGAGUCAGAUGCCCGCUACCAUCAAAUUGCGCUCACCAAGAUGAGGAGACUCCUGUACUUCAUCUGCGGCAUGACUGUCCUGUCAGUUGUUAGCUGGGUCACACUCACAUUCUUCGGUGAAUCAGUCCGCUUGAUUACUAGUAAGGAAACGAAUGAGACGUUGACAGAAGUAGCCCCUCGACUGCCUCUGAAGGCCUGGUACCCUUUCAAUGCUAUGAGCGGCACCACGUAUAUUAUCGCUUUCGCUUUUCAGGUCUACUGGCUCCUCUUCUCAAUGGCUAUAGCAAAUCUGAUGGAUGUUAUGUUCUGCUCCUGGCUGAUCUUCGCUUGUGAACAGCUGCAGCAUCUGAAGGCCAUCAUGAAACCUCUCAUGGAACUCAGUGCUUCACUGGACACGUAUCGGCCUAAUACUGCUGAGUUGUUCCGCGCUUCUUCCACUGAAAAAUCAGAAAAGAUUCCUGAUACUGUCGACAUGGACAUCCGCGGCAUAUAUUCCACGCAGCAAGAUUUCGGGAUGACAUUGCGAGGAGCUGGAGGUAGACUGCAGACCUUUGGACAGCAGAACAACAACCCUAAUGGCUUGACUCCGAAGCAGGAGAUGCUGGCGAGGUCUGCUAUUAAGUAUUGGGUGGAGAGGCACAAACACGUCGUCAGAUUGGUAGCAUCGAUAGGAGAUACGUAUGGUACUGCCCUGCUGUUCCACAUGUUGGUGUCUACUAUAACACUCACUCUGCUGGCUUAUCAGGCUACUAAGAUCAAUGGAAUUAAUGUGUAUGCGUUCAGUACUAUUGGCUACCUCAGCUAUACCCUGGGCCAGGUGUUCCAUUUCUGUAUCUUCGGGAACAGGCUUAUUGAAGAGAGUUCCUCAGUGAUGGAAGCCGCCUACUCCUGUCAGUGGUACGACGGCUCCGAGGAAGCAAAGACCUUCGUCCAGAUCGUGUGCCAGCAAUGCCAGAAAGCUAUGAGCAUCUCCGGAGCCAAGUUCUUCACGGUGUCACUUGAUCUUUUUGCUUCGGUACUUGGUGCAGUAGUCACUUACUUCAUGGUGUUGGUACAGCUGAAGUAAAAUGGAUUUCGCUACUAUGUCCAAUUGUUUACAGUAUAUUUUUGAAUGUUUCUACCAUCAGGUGGACUAUUUAGAACCUUGUAUGGUAAAUAGAAACAAAAGGGAUAAAAUAUUUUUUAUAAUAUUAAAUUAAAUCAUAUUUAUUUUUGAACUUAAUACACGGGGUGAUGAUAAAAGAUGUCGAUUUUCAGUUAAAAGUUCAUGGUGUUCAAUUCUAGCCGAUUUUUAUCAAAACAAAAUUCCCCCAACAUUUUUUUCUUUUUGAGAUUUUUGAGAUUUUUUUAACAAGUUAAUUAUAACAUCUGUAAGAUUUCUUAUAUUGACCGUAACAUAAAAAUUGAAAAUAAAUUCUAACUUAUUUUAUCGUUUCAGUACGAAAUCGGAAUGUAAUAAUUUAAUUAAAUAUGAAAUGCCUGAAGGAAAAAUUGUUCGGAAACUUAAUUUAUUCUUUUCAAAGAAAUUAAGAUUCAUUUAGUGAUAUAAAUCUAGUAGCGAGCUUCUUAUAAAGUAGUCGCGCAAAAUAUAUUUUAAAGGUUUUAUUAUAUAGGUAGUAUUAACUUUUUAUAAGAAAUAAUCUGUAUUUUAUAAUAAUAAGCACUAAAUAUUUAAAAUUAUUUACAAAUAAACGAAAUAUUUUAAUUAAAACUUUUAAAUCUAUGUACAUAAAGUUUUCUUCUUUAUAGAAAUGUUAAUAAUUUAUUUAAAAAUGAAAUUAUUUACGACUUAUAGAAGUAGUUAAGAUAAAUAUAGAGGUAAAAUAACAAAGAUGGAUAAUUUAUUUUCAAAUGAUUAUAUUUUUAUUUUAUGAAAUCUUAUUUAUAAACGUGUUGUAUUUUAAAAGUAUUUAGAAAUCACCCUGUACAUGUAGGUGUAUUUAUUUUAUUCUAAUAAAGUGUUUAAAAUUA
Spodoptera litura is the source of this 2455-nucleotide messenger RNA. It is a transcript of the gene Orco, whose product is annotated as odorant receptor co-receptor. Gene Ontology annotation, molecular function: olfactory receptor activity; odorant binding. Gene Ontology annotation, cellular component: plasma membrane. The record is from RefSeq and is a predicted model, not a curated record. Gene Ontology annotation, biological process: detection of chemical stimulus involved in sensory perception of smell; sensory perception of smell. Lineage: Eukaryota; Metazoa; Arthropoda; Insecta; Lepidoptera; Noctuidae.